Aspergillus terreus NIH2624 is the source of this 438-nucleotide messenger RNA. RefSeq names its product GFA family protein. The record is from RefSeq and is a predicted model, not a curated record. Bases 1 to 438 code for a protein of 145 amino acids. Gene Ontology annotation, molecular function: carbon-sulfur lyase activity. The transcript is spliced from 4 exons. Lineage: Eukaryota; Fungi; Ascomycota; Eurotiomycetes; Eurotiales; Aspergillaceae.
AUGACACUCACAGGAAGCUGCAUGUGUGGCGCGAUCACCUACUCCGCCGAAGAGCAACAUGCUGAGUCUAAGACAGCCGAUGAAUACCUUCGUGCACUUUGUCAUUGUACGGAUUGCCAAAAGUGGACUGGUGGCGCGUUCACCUCCAACGCAUGUGUUCCUCGGACCAGCUUUAAAGUCACCAAAGGGACCCCUUCGUCUUACGACGCCACUGGUGCUAGUGGCAAGAUUAACAAACACUUCUUCUGCCCUACCUGCGGGUCGAGCUUGUAUACCGAACUGGAAAUCAUGCCCGACAUCACCUGUGUGAAGGCUGGAACCUUGGACAAUGGAGGCGCAAACCUCGGAGGGAAGAUCGAUGUAGAGCUCUAUGUGAAGGACCGGCCGAGCUAUCUUGCUGCUGUGGAGGGAGCUAAGCAGGAGUCUCGAAUGGGGUAG